Ananas comosus (pineapple) is the source of this 2946-nucleotide messenger RNA. Its product is annotated as receptor-like protein 12. The record is from RefSeq and is a predicted model, not a curated record. Gene Ontology annotation, molecular function: protein binding. Lineage: Eukaryota; Viridiplantae; Streptophyta; Magnoliopsida; Poales; Bromeliaceae. The transcript has a single exon. The coding region runs from base 1 to 2946 and encodes 981 amino acids.
AUGCAAUACCGUUUGCUACUUCUACUCGCACUAUGGCUUUUAGGCCAUCAUGGUAUCCUUACAAGCGGGUGCUUCGAGAUCGAAAAGGAGGCACUCCUAACCUUCAAAGCUGGUAUUAUCGAUACGAGCAAUCGCUUGUCUUCAUGGGCCGGUCGAGAUUGUUGUAGCACUUGGAAGGGAGUAGUUUGCGACAACAACACCGGCCACGUUUUGAAGCUCAACCUUCGAAACAAAUAUUUCGGGCAUUCCAAUUGGUCAGAUUAUAAUUCCCUGCGCGGUGAGAUCAAUCCAUCUUUACUUGUUUUAAGUCAUUUGAGUCGCCUCGAUCUUAGUGGGAAUGAUUUUGGUGGAAUCUCUAUCCCGAAAUUUAUCGGUUCGUUAAAAAGCUUGAUGCAUCUUGAUCUCUCCGGUUCUAAUUUCGGGGGUGAGAUACCUGAGCAACUUGGCAACCUAUCUAAUCUUCGUUAUAUCGACCUUUCUCGUUCGCUCUUCACUUGUGAAACGCCUCUUCAGAUUAGUAAUCUCUCUCGACUGCAUACUCUGCGUUUGAGUGACGCUUUUGCUUCCUACAACCCUUGUGUUGGUGACCUUUCAUGGCUCUCUCACUUGUCUUCUAUUAGGGUUCUUCAUUUAAGCCUGCUAAACCUAUCCAAUGCUACAGAUUGGUUAGAAGCAGUAAACACGUUGCACUUUCUACAAGAAUUAGUUUUAUCAGCAUGCCAUCUUACUAACAUUCCAACAUCUCUUUCUUAUCUCAAUUUCACAUCCCUGAAAUUUCUUGCUAUUAGUGAAAAUGGUCCCUUCAAUACCAUUCUGCCAACUUGGCUAUGGAAUCUUACCAAGCUUUCCUAUCUUGAUCUCAGAUAUUCUGGAUUUCAUGGGAAGAUCCCAGACUCACUUGGAAACUUAACUUCUUUGAACACCCUAUUGCUAGGAUCUAAUGAUUUUGACGGUGGCAUACCUAGAUCAAUUCAAAAUUUGUGCAAUUUAGUAAAUAUAGACUUGAGUUCUGUUGGCAUCGGUGGAGAUAUUGCAGAGUUGAUGGGGCAGUUGCAUUGCUCAUGGAAGAAUAUGGAGCAACUAAUGUUACAAAAUAACAAGCUUCAUGGAAGUUUAUUUGGAUGGCUAGAGGAGAUGAAGAAUCUAAGCAUUCUUGAUCUUAGAAAUAAUUCACUAGGAGGGCCUAUUCCUAGUGGAAUUGGGAGACACUCAAAUUUUCAAUGGUUAGACCUCUCUUAUAAUUCCUUGCAAGGUGUCGUAUCUGAAGCUCAUUUUGCCAACCUAUCAAAGUUGGACACGUUGAUCUUAGGCCCAAAUUCAUUGAUUAUUGACAUGGAUCAAAAUUGGAUCCCUCCAUUUCAACUUUCAAAUCUUAUUUUAGAUUCUUGUCAAUUUUUGCAUCCUCAAUUUCCAGCGUGGCUUCGAUCGCAAAUGCUACUUGUUGAUCUAAGCCUGCCCAACACUAGCAUUGCAGAUACCAUUCCUGAAUGGUUUUGGAAUUUGCCAUAUCGUUUCGUAGAUCUCUCCUAUAAUCAGAUUAGAGGCAAGUUGCCCGUGUCCUUGCAAUCUACAAUCCUAGAACGUUUUGUUUGGAGGUCUAACAAACUUGAAGGCCCAAUUCCGUCUUUCCCAAACACGCUUCAAAUAUUAGAUCUGUCAGAAAAUUCUAUAUCAGGACCCCUCCUCUCACCAAUCUCGAAUAUGUCGCAGUUAAGUUUUUUGUUACUAUCAAGCAAUCAGAUUAACGGUAGUAUCCCAUCUUAUAUAUGUGAACUAAUAUAUCUAGAAGUUCUGGAUCUUUCAAACAACUCUUUAUCAGGAGAACUCCCUCAAUGCUGGAAGAAUUCAUUCCUUUUAAUCUUGGAUUUGUCAAACAACAAUCUUGCCGGCAAAAUUCCUUCUUCAAUUGGUUCACUGAGCUCGCUCACAUUAUUGCACCUCAACAAUAACAACUUCUAUGGAGAACUUCCUUUGGAAUUGCAACAUUGCGAUAAUUUACUGUUCCUUGACCUUAGAAACAAUAAACUCACAGGGGAAAUCCCGAGAUGGAUAGGUGAAAACUUGCAGGAUCUAGUAAUAUUGCAGUUGAGGUCAAAUUUGUUUGUGGGUGAAAUUCCUUCAGAACUUGCACGACUCGGUUACCUCCAAUUCUUGGAUCUUGCGCAUAACAAUUUGACAGGAUCAAUACCACGCUCUUUUGGUAACUUUAGCGCUAUGACCUAUGAUGCAAUUCACAAUUAUGAUGGAAAUGGAUAUACCAUUGACGAGAGCAACUUUACAUCUUUUGACUACAGCAGUAACUUGCUUGUGGUAAUACAAGGAGAAGAGUAUCAAUAUUCUACCACCAUUUAUCUUCUCAAGAUUCUGGACCUCUCGGAAAACAAUCUAAGUGGACAAAUUCCAGAAGAGAUAGUUGCACUUGUGUUAUUGCGUAGUUUGAAUUUAUCAGGAAAUCAUCUAACUGGAAUGAUUCCGGAAAGGUUAGGUGGCAUGCGCUCCCUGGAAUCGCUUGACCUCUCCCUAAAUGAGCUUCAAGGUGCUAUUCCACAAAGCUUGUCGGCUUUGACAUUUUUGAACUACUUGAAUUUAUCUUAUAACAAUUUAUCUGGAAGAAUUCCAACGGGAAAUCAAUUGAGCACACUCGAUAACCCUUCAAUUUAUAUUGGCAACACUUAUCUUUGUGGACCUCCGACGGGAAAGAAUUGUUCUGAAAAUCAUACAAUACCUAAUAUUGCUGGAGAUGACUAUGAUGGUUCUGAGUCAACAUGGCUAUACAUCGGCAUGGGAUUAGGGUUUGUCGCUGGAUUUUGGGGCGUCUGCGGUAUCCUAAUAUUCAAGGAGUCCUGGAGUAGUGCCUAUUUUCAAAUGAUUGAUAGGCUAUACAACAAAAUAUAUGUGAUAAUAGCAAUAAAUAUGAGAAAGUUGAAUAGAAAAAUGCGCGGAUGA